Messenger RNA from Neoarthrinium moseri, 264 nucleotides. RefSeq lists its product as uncharacterized. The transcript has a single exon. NCBI's taxonomy places the organism in Eukaryota, Fungi, Ascomycota, Sordariomycetes, Amphisphaeriales, Apiosporaceae. The coding region runs from base 1 to 264 and encodes 87 amino acids. The record is from RefSeq and is a predicted model, not a curated record.
AUGUCGCCGACGCCUCUUAGGUCAGACUCACAAGGCGUUUCGAAGUCGAUAGGGAUGGAAUGGUACGAUCUCUCUGAAGCGCGCCAGAUCCAGUGGGCGCUAUGCGACAGCCCGAACGCCAAAUGGGGCUGGGCUAUUUACCGAUGCUCGUAUAAACCCGAGCUCGCUGGCAUUUGGGAGGGCCUCAAAAGCAGGAUUAUCGAAGACUCGAGGCGGUUUAUCGCUGAGUCGGACGCCCCCGACAUUGUCGAAAAGCUCGACUAA